Molecule: messenger RNA, 902 nt
Organism: Mytilus californianus (California mussel)
Lineage: Eukaryota; Metazoa; Mollusca; Bivalvia; Mytilida; Mytilidae
Product: carbonyl reductase [NADPH] 2-like
Exons: 7
Coding region: 49-837 (262 amino acids)
Biological process (GO): xylulose metabolic process; glucose metabolic process
Molecular function (GO): carbonyl reductase (NADPH) activity; L-xylulose reductase (NADPH) activity
Source: RefSeq, a predicted model, not a curated record
UUUUUUGCGUCUAUUGAAUUAACAUUUUUACUGUCAUGAUUGUGGAGCAUGCGUGUGACUGAAACAUAUAAUUCGAUAUGUUUACAAGUUGAACUGCUAUAUUUUAUCAAAAUGGAGGGCAGACUUGAUGGCAAAAGAGCUCUCGUUACAGGAGCUGGAAAAGGAAUCGGUCGAGAAAUCGCCAAAAGAAUAGCUGAAUGUGGUGCUGAAAUAUUCGCACUAAGUAGGACGCAAGAAGACCUUGAUAGUCUGAAAGCAGAGGUACCAAAUAUCAACAUAAUGAACGUGGACCUACAAGACUGGGAUAAAACAAGAGAGGAAGUCAGUAAGAUCGGUCACAUAGACUUACUGGUCAACAAUGCUGGUGUUGGCUGUAGAUUGCCAUUCAUAGACACACCAAAAGAAGAGAUAGAUAGGUUAUAUGAUGUCAACGUUAAAGCUGUGUUCAAUGUUUCGCAGGUAAUUGCCAAGCGCAUGAUAGAAAAAGGAGAAGGCGGCUCAAUAGUAAAUAUAUCCAGUGUAUUGUCAAGGACAGCUCAUACUGAAGUCAGCGCUUAUUCUUCAACAAAAGGUGCCGUCGAUAAUAUGACCAGAUGUAUGGCUCUAGAACUCGGACCACAUAACAUAAGGGUCAAUUCAGUAAACCCAACUGUCAUAAUGACAGACAUAAUGAAAGGACACGAGCAUACAGUAGCAAGUUUACUGGAAAGAACACCAAUGGGAAGGUUUGCUGAAAUAAAAGAUGUAGUGAACGCCGUAGUAUUCUUACUGAGUGACCAGAGUUGCAUGAUAAGUGGCGAAUGUCUUCGUGUCGAUGGAGGAUUAGGAGUAUACUGAACCCAGGUUAUUCGUCCUGUGUUGACUUAAAAGAACUAUGAAUAAAGAUAUAACUUUCAGUUUUA